This is a messenger RNA of Lactuca sativa (garden lettuce), 846 nucleotides long. The record is from RefSeq and is a predicted model, not a curated record. Lineage: Eukaryota; Viridiplantae; Streptophyta; Magnoliopsida; Asterales; Asteraceae.
AUGAUCAGGGAGAGGACGCUUCCGGUUUCACAAUAUGUGGCGGACGAGGAAAUAAAGAAGGCUUGGUAUCAUGAGAUGUUGAGGAGCGACAUUCGGCAGUUUGUGAGUCGAUCCAGUUGUAAGAUGCUGGAGGAUAUGAUAUCUCGAGCUAGAAAAUGGGAGAUUGACCUGGAGAUGGAGAAGAAGAGGAAGUAUGAGUAUGUGUCGAUCGUUGAGGGUUCGGGAAAGAGGCCCGAGGUAUCUGAUUCUAGACCGAGAGGUCAUCAGGGUUGUAACUGUUGUGGCAGGUGUGGCAAGAUGCACGAAGGGGCGUGCAUAGUGGGUGGUUCUGGCUGCUUCAAGUGUGGUUGGACUGGUCAUAUCAACAGGGAUUGUACUACUACCACAACCACCACUCCGGUAUUUGAUCUGAUUUGCUUUCAUUGCGAUCAAAUGGGCCACAAGAAGACCCAUUGUCUAAGUUUAGCUGCAGCAGGACCAGUAUCAGCACGCGCUCCCGCAACUCUCUGGAUUACUCACGGUCUCCAGGGUCAGGCAGACAUGCCUGUGGCAAAGAGAAAGGCUUUCAAGGCGACAACAGAUGAGGCACAUGCAGCUCUCGGUGUGGUGACAGGCUACCUGAUCGUUUGUAUCGCUUGUGCUGAGCAAGAGGUUUGUCGGAGCUCCAGGGGAGGGGAGUUGUAUUGUCCUCUUGAUGUGGAGAUUGUUGACGACAAGACUAUUCAGAUUGCAAGGGUUCAUCUGGGGUGUGCUCUUCAGUUGUUUCUUGAGCAAUAUAUGGUGGAUUUGGUUCCCAUUAUGUUGCGUGGUAACAAUGUCAUUAUGGGUAUGGAAUGGAGGCAGUGA